Molecule: messenger RNA, 207 nt
Organism: Caenorhabditis remanei
Lineage: Eukaryota; Metazoa; Nematoda; Chromadorea; Rhabditida; Rhabditidae
Exons: 2
Coding region: 1-207 (68 amino acids)
Source: RefSeq, a predicted model, not a curated record
AUGGAUAAAGAAAGUGUUGAGUUGGAAAUCAGAGAGAUUGUCGGCGAGCUGGUAAACAAAGUGGAUGAAAUGGAGAAAAGCGAAGCUGAGAAUAAGGUCCAAGUAGGCGGAGCUUCGCUGAAAGUCUUGACCAAGGCCGUGACGGAGGGAAAACGGCGUUUUAAGGGUGGUGUGACUCGUGUCAAAUUAGAAUGUGGAAAUUCCUAA